Messenger RNA from Elephantulus edwardii (Cape elephant shrew), 1836 nucleotides. RefSeq names its product tetratricopeptide repeat domain 39B (gene TTC39B). Gene Ontology annotation, biological process: cholesterol homeostasis; negative regulation of cholesterol storage; regulation of cholesterol efflux. Lineage: Eukaryota; Metazoa; Chordata; Mammalia; Macroscelidea; Macroscelididae. The record is from RefSeq and is a predicted model, not a curated record. Gene Ontology annotation, molecular function: protein binding.
AUGGACGCCCCGCUGGCCCUGGGGCGCAGGGGGCGGGGAAAGGCCCGCGUAGCUGCGUGCCGGCCCCGCCCGGGAGCCGGCGGGAGCGCGGUGCCGCCCCCUGCUCCCCUCCUCUCUGGGCUGUGCCGGGAACCGAGAGUCUUCCCUGCGCUCCCCGCUCAGCUUCGGGGCGGCAGCCGCCAGAGGAGGAACAUGGCGCUCGUGGGCAAUGGAGCGGAGCUGGAAGCGGACGAGGAUAUCUUUGAAGAUGCCUUGGAAACCAUCCCUGUGGCAAAGGAGAGCAUGUACCAUGCCCUGGGCUACAGCACCAUUGUAGUUUUGCAGGCCAUCAUGACCUUUGAGCAGCAGGACAUCCAGAAAGGCAUAUCCGCCAUGAAGGACGCUCUACAAACCUGCCAGAGAUACAGGAAAAAAUGCACUGUUGUUGAAUCUUUUUCAAGUUUUCUUACCAGAGGAUCAUUUGAACAGCUGACUGAAGAGGAAAUGCAUGCCGAAAUCUGUUAUGCCGAGUGUCUCCUACAGAAAGCAGCACUCACGUUUGUACAGGAUGAAAAUAUGAUCAACUUCAUCAAAGGUGGACUCAAAAUUAGAACAAGUUACCAAAUAUAUAAGGAAUGUCUUUCUAUCCUGCAGGUAAUUGAGAAGAGCAAACUUGAGCAGCCGUUCUUCUAUGAGUUUGAAGGGGGUGUCAAGCUUGGAAUAGGAACUUUUAAUUUGAUGCUGUCCCUUUUACCAGCAAGGAUUAUCAGACUACUGGAAUUUAUUGGAUUUUCUGGAAACAGGGAGUUGGGACUCUUGCAGCUACGAGAAGGUGCAUCAGGAAGAAGCAUGAGAGCUCCGCUUUGCUGCUUGACCAUCCUAGCUUUCCAUACCUACAUCUGCCUGAUACUUGGUACGGGAGAAGUGAACAUUGUGGAAGCAGAGAGUCUCCUUGCGCCCUUUCUCCAGCAGUUUCCAAAUGGCUCGCUCAUGCUGUUCUAUCACGCCCGCAUAGAGCUGCUCAAGGGCAAUGUGGAAGAGGCACAAGAAAUAUUCCAGAAAUGCAUUUCAGUUCAAGAAGAGUGGAAGCAGUUUCACCAUCUGUGUUAUUGGGAGCUGAUGUGGAUUUUUGUAUUCCAACAAAACUGGAUGAAGGCAUAUUACUACUCAGACCUGCUUUGCAAAGAAAGUAAAUGGUCCAAGGCAACUUAUGUAUUCCUGAAAGCUGCAAUUUUGAGUAUGCUUCCAGAAGAGGCUGUUGUGUCAACUAAAGAGAAUGUGGUAGCUUUAUUCAGACAGGUGGAAAGCUUGAAGCAGAGAAUUGCUGGGAAAUCCAUUCCUACCGAGAAGUUUGCCGUGAGGAAGGCCCGGCGAUACUCCACUGUGGCAUCUGCCCCCGUGAAACUCGUCUUACCUGCCCUGGAAAUGAUGUAUGUCUGGAAUGGUUUUCCUGUAGUGAGCAAAAGAAAAGACCUUUCUGAAAAUUUGCUGGUAACUGUUGAAAAGGCCGAGGCUGCUUUGCAAAAUGCAAAAUUGAAUGAUUACUCCAUGGAUGACGAGUGCUUGGUGAAGUUACUGAAAGGAUGUUGCCUGAAGAACUUACAGCGGCCGCUGCAAGCCGAACUGUGUUUCAAUCAUAUUAUUCAGAGUGAAAAGCUGCUGAAGUAUGACCACUACCUAGUGCCAUUUACUCUAUUUGAGUUGGCAUUUUUGUACAAAAGCCAAGGAGAAAUCGACAAGGCCAUCAAGGUUUUAGAAAUGGCGAGAAACAACUACAAAGAUUACUCCAUGGAGUCCCGACUGCACUUCAGAAUUCAGGCAGCUCUGCACGUCUGGAGAAAACCUUCCUCGGAUUGA